This is a messenger RNA of Mus caroli (Ryukyu mouse), 2984 nucleotides long. The record is from RefSeq and is a predicted model, not a curated record. NCBI's taxonomy places the organism in Eukaryota, Metazoa, Chordata, Mammalia, Rodentia, Muridae.
AUGGGAUCGGAGUGCUCUGGACUUGACUGUCCCUCCUGUGGACUUAGGGACAGAGCACAAAGAUGCUUAGAAAAGGUUCCUGCAAGCCUGGGUCCUGGGGCAGCUUCUGGGCUAUCCUGGCCUUGGUGGGACUGGUCACUCGUGCAGCGACUGCAGGACCUGCUGCGCCAGGGCAAUGCCAGUGAUGUCAUCCUGCGGGUCCAGGCUGUGGGCACUGACGAGGUCCGAGCCUUCCACACCCAUCGCCUGUUGCUGGGGCUGCACAGUGAGCUGUUCCGGGAGCUGCUGAGCAACCAGAGUGAGGUUAUGCUGCGGGAGUCCCGGGACUGUGCCGCUGUCUUUGACAAGUUCAUCAGGUACAUAGGGGGAGGGCACCAUCCUGCACCCAGUCCGUGGCUCCCUGUCUCUCCACCUUCAGGGGUGCAGAAGUCUGGCCUUACUGGUUAUUAUAUCGACUUUCAAAAGUCCUAGCAUGACAUACAACACAGGCUUCCUUUAUCCCUCCUUCCGAUGCCCUCCCUGUUGUGGCCUGUGUCCCUUUCUGGCCUUUGGGAGUCCCUUCUGAGCUACUUCCAAACCCGGUCAAGAACACUGAUAGAAUCAACAGAUUCUUGGUUGGUUCCAAGUGCCUUCAAUGCCACAAGGCUUUGAAACCACAGGGCUAAGGAGCAGAAAGGUCAACAGGCUCGGUCACCUCUCUCCUUCCUGCACAGGGAAAGACUGUAAAAUGCUCUAAGGAGGUAACCCUGCUCUAAGGGCUCAAACAAGGUGGCUGCAGGAUUCCAGACAACACCCCCAAGUUCCAGGCAACAGGAAGAGGGAUAAAACAGAAGGGUUUCACAUAGAGCCAAGCGGGGUGCUGUGUGCCAGUGGGACUGUCAGGAAGAAUGAGGCAAGGGGGUGGGCAGCACUGUAAGAGAGCCAGGGACAGUAAAAUGGCUGAGAGGGAGAGGGAAUCCAGACAGCUGAAAAGCCUGACCAAAGAGAAGCCGACAGGGAACAGGAAGUAGCCUGGGUUGGCUGUGUGCUGUGUGUAGUGAGAUUUUUCUCAGCCUCUCACGGUGACAACAUUCCGGAGGUGGGCUCUUCCCCUUUCUUAGGCAUCUUGGGAUUCCUAAGUUAAAGGACUUGCCUUCUCUAGCAGCAAGGAGGAAGUCAGAUGGGCAUCUAAAUCCAGAUUGUGUGGACACCAAGGUUACUGGCAACCUCUUCUCGUUUGAGCUUAGAGUUAGAUAUGAAGUGGAUGCUUAGUAAAUGCAUGUGAUUUUCACAGCACCAGAAGCUAAAGAUGUCUGAACAGGCCAGGAGGGAACUUAAGAAGAAAACAUAGAAAGCCUCAAGGUCCAUUCAUCCUGUUUGUUCCUUACAAAAAUGGCUGUGUCCCCUCUGGGUUCUGGGGAAACUUGCGAGGGUAGUGUAGGUGGCCUUGACAAUACUCAGUCCCGCCGACCUUCCUAUCUCUAUUUUUAUUUUUUUUAAAUCAUAUUAUUAGCAUGUGUGUCUGUAUAAGUGUAUGCCACAUGUAAAUGGGUACCCUGCUCUAGCUAGAAGAAGGCUGGAGUUACAGAUGGUUUCCGAGACACCCAAUGUGGACGCUGGAGACCGAACUCCGGUGCUCUGGACAAGUGCUCUUAACUGCUGUGCCCUCUCAGCGGGCCCCUCUCCAAUUCCCUUCCAGGUAUUUGUACUGUGGUGAGCUGACUGUACUGCUGGCCCAGGCUAUCCCGCUACACAGGCUGGCCACCAAGUACCGAGUAGCAUCCUUGCAGCGAGGCGUGGCCGACUACAUGCGCGCACACCUGGCGGGAGGCGUGGGCCCCGCUGUGGGCUGGUACCACUAUGCUGUGAGCACCGGGGAUGAGGCUCUGCGUGAGAGCUGCCUGCAGUUCCUGGCUUGGAACCUUUCUGCCGUGGCGGGGAGCGCGGAGUGGGGCGCCGUGAGCCCCGAGUUGCUGGCGCAGCUCCUGCAGCGCUCGGACCUGGUGCUGCAGGAUGAGCUGGAGCUGUUCCACGCGCUGGAGGCGUGGCUGGGCCGCGCGCGGCCGCCCCCUACCGUGGCCGAGCGAGCGCUGCGCGCCAUCCGCUACCCGAUGAUCCCGCCUGCACAGCUUUUCCAGCUGCAGGCGCGCUCGGCCGCCCUGGCGCGCCACGGCCCGGCGGUGGCAGAUCUCUUGCUGCAGGCUUACCAGUUCCACGCCGCCUCGCCGUUGCAUUACGCCAAGUUCUUUCACGUGAACGGCAGCGCCUUUCUGCCGCGCAACUACCUCGCCCCAGCCUGGGGCGCCCCGUGGGUCAUCAACAACCCGGCUCGCGACGAUCGCAGCACCAGCUUCCAGACGCAGUUGGGACCCAGUGGUCACGACGCGGGUCGCCGGAUUACCUGGAACGUGCUCUUCUCCCCGCGCUGGCUGCCCGUCAGCUUGCGGCCCGUCUACGCGGACGCCGCGGGCACCGCGCUGCCUGCCGCGCGCCCCGAGGACGGGAGGCCGCGACUGGUGGUCACGCCAGCUAGCAGCGGUGGCGAUGCGGCGGGCGUGAGCUUCCAGAAGACAGUGCUGGUGGGUGCGCGCCAUCAGGGCCGCCUCCUGGUGCGCCACGCCUACAGCUUCCAUCAAAGCAGCGAAGAAGCUGGCGACUUCCUGGCCCACGCCGAUCUGCAGAGGCGCAACUCGGAAUACCUGGUGGAGAACGCGCUGCAUCUCCAUCUCAUUGUCAAGCCGGUGUACCACACCCUCAUCCGGACUCCCAGUUAACCUCUGGAUUGAGAAAUAAGGCCAGGCCUGGAUGGCGUACCAGGGUGUCAAAGUGACUGUUGCCCUGGGCCUUGGGUGAUCAGGUGCAGCCGGUUGGGACUAGGGUGGAAGGCAGGUGAAUGUGGUAGACAAAAUGGCUGUGGUUUCAGGAGUGCCUUUUCCAGCUAAUUUGAAGGCAGCAUUCUUGGUACAGAAUAAACCGAUGCUCAGAGGGGCCAGGUUCUGAAGCAA